Fraxinus pennsylvanica is the source of this 1053-nucleotide messenger RNA. Lineage: Eukaryota; Viridiplantae; Streptophyta; Magnoliopsida; Lamiales; Oleaceae. The record is from the annotation of a GenBank genome assembly.
AUGAAAAUUUCAAGUUUCUUUGCCAUUUUUACUGUCGUUUUAUGUCGUCUUGGCGCGAUAAAUUCACAGCCUCUAGUUCCUGCACUCUUCAUAUUUGGAGACUCGGUUGUUGAUGUGGGAAAUAACAACAAUCUUGAAACAAUUGUCAAAUCAAAUUUCCCACCUUAUGGAAGAGACUUUGUCAAUCACAAGCCAACUGGGAGAUUUUGUAAUGGAAAACUGGCUUCAGACUUUACUGCUGAAAGCCUUGGAUUUACUUCAUAUCCACCAGCUUAUCUCAGCAAGAAUGCUACAGGAAAAAACCUGCUUAUUGGAGCCAACUUUGCUUCUGCUUCCUCCGGUUAUUAUGAUGAAACAGCAAAAAUCUAUAAUACAAUUCCAUUGAGCAAGCAACUAGAAUUCUACAAGGAUUAUCAGAAGAAACUGGUGGGAAUUGCAGGGAAAUCCAAUGCUUCAUCAAUAAUUUCUGAUUCAGUAUACCUAAUUAGUGAUGGAAGCAGUGAUUUUGUUCAGAAUUACUAUAUUAAUCCUCUUCUCUACAAGGUCUACACAACUGAUCAGUUCUCAAACAUUCUCCUACAAUCCUACACAAAAUUCAUACAGGAAUUGUACAAGUUGGGAGCAAGGAAGAUUGGAGUGACAACAUUGCCACCACUUGGAUGUGUACCAGCAGUGAUUACAAUAUUUGGAGAGGACAGCAAUGAAUGUGUACAAAAAGUAAACAAAGCAGCAAUUUCAUUCAACAAUAAAUUGAAUGCAACAUCCCAGAAUUUGCAAAGCAAACUUUCUGGUCUUAAUCUUGUUAUUUUGGAUAUCUACCAGCCUCUUUAUGACCUGGUUACAAAGCCUAGUGACAAUGGCUUUUUUGAAUCAAGAAAGGCUUGUUGUGGCACAGGAUUGGUGGAGACAUCUAUACUAUGCAAUGCAAAGUCCCCUGGAACAUGCAAAAAUGCAUCAGAAUAUGUGUUUUGGGAUGGAUUUCAUCCUUCAGAGGCUGCAAAUAAAAUUAUUUCUGAUGACUUGCUUGCUGCUGGCAUUUCCCUCAUCUCCUAA